This is a messenger RNA of Penicillium vulpinum, 1890 nucleotides long. RefSeq names its product GMC family oxidoreductase. Bases 1 to 1890 code for a protein of 629 amino acids. The record is from RefSeq and is a predicted model, not a curated record. Gene Ontology annotation, molecular function: flavin adenine dinucleotide binding; oxidoreductase activity, acting on CH-OH group of donors. The transcript is spliced from 2 exons. Lineage: Eukaryota; Fungi; Ascomycota; Eurotiomycetes; Eurotiales; Aspergillaceae.
AUGGAUGACUACGACUUCAUCAUCAUCGGCGCAGGAAUCGGUGGUCUUGUUCUGGCAAAUCACCUAAGCCGACAUGCCCCCCUCAGGGUUCUCCUCAUUGAAGCUGGCGCCAAUCGGAUGGGAGAUCCUCGUAUCGAGACCCCUGGAUUUUUGGCCACAAUGUAUGGAAACCCGGACUUUGACUGGGAUUACAUGAGUGUCCCGCAGGUCCAUGCGAAGGACCGGCAAAUCGGCCAGCCCCGCGGUCGCGUCGUCGGCGGCUCUUCUGCAUUGAAUUUCUCCGCGGUUGUUUACCCCGCCGCGUCAGACUUUGAUGCUUGGAAAGCGCUGGGAAACGAUGGCUGGGGGGCCGAAAAUAUGGCCCGCUAUCUUCGAGGAUUCCAUUCCUAUUCCGCACCCAGCGAGGCCACAGCAGGACUACUCGGCACAAGUCGAUACAUGAAAGUUGAUAAUCAAGGAUCUCAUGGCCCUGUCCCCGUAUCUCUACCUGAUGUAUAUGGACCAUUCAACAAGGCCUGGAACGAGACAUUUGCGCAAUUAGGCUGGGAAACUGAUGCCGAUCCCCUCGAUGGACAUAAACUAGGCGCAUUUACUUGCCCACUGAGUGUUGAUCCCAAGACGGGGACAAGAGGGUAUGCAGCGGCAUACUACUCACCCGAGGUUGCGGCGCGGCCGAACCUACAACUUCUCACAGAGACAAUGGUCGAGCGAAUCCUCUUCAAACAGGAAGAUGGAGAUGUCAUCGCCACAGGUGUGCAGGUCAAGACUCAAGGUCGUCCAGAUGCCUACCAAAUUACCGCAAAGCAUGAAGUUAUUCUCUGCGCAGGCAGUCUGAACUCCCCCCAACUGCUCGAGCUUUCAGGCAUCGGUCGUGCAGACCUUCUCCAGGCCCACGGCAUCCCGGUAGUUAUUGACAACCCCGCUGUGGGUGAGAACCUCCAAGACCAUGCCAUCUCGAGCAUCAACUUUGAGAUUGCCGAUGGCCAGGUCUCGGGCGAUAUCCUACGCGAUCCAAAUGUCGUCCAAGCACUCAUGAAGCUCUACGAAGAGACGCGCGGAGGCCCGCUGGCAGGCAUGCCCCUUAGUAUGGCAUAUCUCCCGCUAAUGGAUGGAACUGGUGCGGUAUCAAAAGAAGAAAUUGAGACUCUGCUCUCCAAAUACCUCGACAACGAUAACAUCCCACCCAACCUGCAAGAGCAGUAUUCUCACAUCCGCAAGACGCUUCUCCAAAGCGAUGAGGCCUCCUCACACUACCUCUUCCUCCCUGUCCAGCUGCACAUGAACCCAGGGAAAACAACCCUCACUGACGUGCUGGCUAAAGCUCUUCCAGAAAACUACAUCUCCAUCAUGGCGCUGCACAACCACCCCUUCUCUCGCGGCUCGGUCCAUAUUUCCUCCGGAAAGAUUGAAGAUAAGCCUACCUAUGACCCGAAUCUGCUGUCGCAUCCGCUUGAUCUAGAGAUCAUGGCCCGACAGCUGCAAUUUGUAGACCGCAUUGCCAAGACUGCGCCAUUCUCCACUCUUCUCAAGGACGGGAAACGCAUACCUGAGAACGCAACUGAUUUAAGUGACCUGGAUCAUGUGAAGGAUGUCGUUAAAGAUCGCUUGUUUACGUGUUUCCAUCCCGCGGGGUCGUGCGCUAUGCUGCCGAGGGAGAAUGGGGGUGUUGUUGACUCUAACCUGAAGGUUUACGGGACGAAAAAUCUGAGGGUCGUUGACGCUAGUAUUUUCCCGCUUGAGCCUAGUGGCAAUAUUCAGGCUACUGUUUAUGCGGUUGCGGAGCGAGCGGUGGGUUUGAUGCACCACGUUUGCUCUGAGUGUAAUAGAAUGUUUGUUCUGGAAGAGGAUAUGAUUGAGCACCUUGAAAGAGUGCAUGAGGUAAGACUUUGA